This is a messenger RNA of Melospiza melodia melodia, 4432 nucleotides long. RefSeq names its product olfactomedin like 2A (gene OLFML2A). The record is from RefSeq and is a predicted model, not a curated record. Gene Ontology annotation, biological process: signal transduction. The coding region runs from base 1232 to 3271 and encodes 679 amino acids. NCBI's taxonomy places the organism in Eukaryota, Metazoa, Chordata, Aves, Passeriformes, Passerellidae. The transcript is spliced from 7 exons.
UGCCUGUUUGCACAAGCGCCAGUGGCCAUGGGGGAGGUCAGGGGCCCCGGGGACGUGCGAGCCUGGCGAGGUGGUGUUUGGGGAGGGGUCCCUGCCCCGCUCCCUGCUGAGAGCUUGAUUAGAUCCUGCUCAAUUUACAGCCCUUUGGCGUCCUGGUGUUCCCUUCAGGCCGCAGGACCCGGUUUCCCUUUGAACGAAAGAGGGUUUUUUGAAAUGCAAAAUGUGUGAGGGUUUGCAGCCCUUCAGAAAGGGGGGGAAGCCCCUGGCCCCUGUGGGCUGUGGGGAGCCGGGGUCCGUGCCCAGCUCAGGGAGCCCCGGUGCCACAGCACAGCGGGAGGAUCCGGCCCUGUGCGGCCCUGGGCGCUGCCUUGGGGCAGGACAUGGAGCCCAUGGGCCUCUGCCCUUUCCCACGCCGCUCUGUGCUCCGCUGCGGUCCGGGGAGCACCGGGAGCCAGAGCUCAGCUCGUUUCCCAGCUCUGCCACCGUUCUGUUUCCCAGGAUGAGUCAGAGUCCCUGUGGGCAGAGCCCUCUCCCUGCGGGGUCACCGCUCUGCCUCUCCCUGCUCUCCCACCCUCCGGGGUGCUCGGGGCAGGCGCAUCCCCGCCCGUGGGACACCCAGAGCGGCCUGGCCACGCUCCUGCCAGCCCUGGGCUCCCCGCAGGUGCACGGCCGGUGGCAGGGGCUGGGAGGGACUCGGCUCGCCUGUUCCUGAGCACAGCGGGAGAAAUGAGCUAAACCGGCCGAAAAGCACCCUGGGCUCUGCAGCGUGAAUCAGGGCCAUGUGUGGAAACAAGGGAGUCCUUGAGCCCAUGCCUCAGGCCAUCGCGGCAGACUGAGGGGCCGAGCUCACCCCGAGGUGGCUGCAUGUCACCACAAACAAGGGACCCUGUGUGGGCUCCGAGCCGCCGUGGGGGCACAGGGACACUGCUGGGUGUUCUUGCCACCAUCCCUGCUCAGUCAGGCACUGCUGGGUGUUCUUGCCACCAUCCCUGCUCAAUGAGGCACUGCUGGGUGUUCUUGCCACAAUCCCUGUGCACAGAGGCACUGCUGGGUGUUCUUGCCACCAUCCCUGCUCAGUCAGGCACUGCUGGGUGUUCUUGCCACCAUCCCUGUGCACAGAGGCACUGCUGGGUGUUCUUGCCACCAUCCCUGCUCUCUCAGGUCUUGUUGGAGGCUGGGAAGCAGCCAUGGAAAUGAGACUGAAGUACCUGGGCCACAAAGCACUGCAGGGAUGAGCAGGUCCCUGGGCUUUGUCCCUGCCAGCCCGGCUGCAGAGCGGUGGGACAGGGUGCUCUGGCCUAGGCAGAGCCUCUCUCCUUUGGGCACAGCCAGGGGCACUGCGAGAUCUGUGGGCGAGCACAGUGAGGGGUUGGCUGUGUUGCUCCACUGGGGUUGGCCCUGCAGCACACCCAGGUGGGCACCGGGCUCACGGCGUGUCCCGCAGGCUCUGGGGGACAUGGACCAGGUCCGGAUGACGUCCGAGGGCUCCGACUGCCGCUGCAAGUGCAUCCUGCGGCCGCUGAGCAGGGACGCCUGCAGCCGCGUCCGGAGCGGCAGCGCGCGCGUGGAGGAUUUCUACACCGUGGAGACGGUGAGCUCGGGGGCUGACUGCCGGUGCUCCUGCACCGCGCCGCCCUCCUCGCUCAACCCCUGCGAGAACGAGUGGAAGAUGGAGAAGCUCAAGAAGCAGGCCCCCGAGCUCUUCAAGCUGCAGGCCAUGGUGGACCUGCUGGAGGGAACGCUGUACAGCAUGGACCUGAUGAAGGUGCACUCCUACAUCAGCAAGGUGGUGGCGCAGAUGAACACGCUGGAGGAGACCAUCAAGACCAACCUGAGCAGGGAGAAUGACUUCAUGAAGGAGAGUGUCCAGCACCUCACUGACCAGAUGAAACGCUAUGAGAACUACUCUGACAUCAUGAUCAGCAUCAAGAAGGAGAUCUCCAACCUGGGCUACCAGCUGCUGCAGAAGGACGCGGCUGCCAUCCCCGAGAGCAAGGCACAGGACACGACAGGGGGCCGGGAGAAGGAGGCAGGACGGUACCCCAGCCCCCGCAAGGCCCUGGGGGACAGGGCAGCGCCCCGAGCGCCCAAGGAGAAGCCGCUGAAGCCCGAAAAGCCCAAAAAGGAGAACACCAAGGCCAAGGCGGGGUCACAGCCCACGGCCAAGCCCAAGCCCGUGGCACAGCAGCAGACCGUGGUCCGGGGCAUCACCUACUACAAGGUCGGGCAGGGAGCGGCGGAGGGUCCGGCCGGGAGCCGCGAGAGCCCUGUGAGAGGGGCGGCCGUGCCAGAGCCGCAGGAGGACAGGGGCCCCCCGCCUGCCCCAGCCGAGGGCACCCCGGCCCAGGCUGUUGCACAGGUGGAGAGCACCGUGCCCGGCAGCACGGCCGUGCCCAGCACCGCCCCGGUGCCCCGCAGCACCGCCCGCAGCGCCCCCGGGCAGGGCACCGACAGCACCGGGGACCCCGAGACACCCAACAGAGUGAAGGAGGCGGAGUGCGAAGGCACCAUCGAGGCCGUGCAGCCCCCCAGGGAGCACCACAGCUACGGGCGCAACGAGGGGGCCUGGAUGAAGGACCCGGCAGCCAAGGAUGACCGCAUCUACGUCACCAACUACUACUAUGGCAACAGCCUGGUGGAGUUCAGGAGCCUCGACAGCUUCAAGCAGGGCCGCUGGAGCAACCUCUACAAGCUGCCCUACAACUGGAUUGGCACGGGGCACGUGGUGUACAGGGGGGCCUUCUACUACAACCGUGCCUUCACCAAGAACAUCAUCAAGUACGACCUGAAGGAGCGCUACGUGGCGGGCUGGGCGCAGCUCCACGACGUGGUGUACGAGGACACCACGCCCUGGAAGUGGAGGGGCCACUCGGACAUCGACUUUGCCGUGGAUGAGAGCGGGCUCUGGGUCAUCUACCCCUCGGUGGACUAUGACUACUCCCAGCAGGAGGUGAUCGUCCUCAGCCGGCUGGACCCCGUGGACCUCUCGGUGCGCAAGGAAACCACCUGGAAGACGGGGCUGAAGCGCAACACCUACGGGAACUGCUUCAUCAUCUGUGGCAUCCUCUAUGCUGUGGACACCUACAGCCAGAAGGAAGGGCAGAUCUCCUAUGCCUUCGACACGCACACAAACACGGAGGCAGAGCUCCGGCUGCCCUUCCUCAACCACUACUCCUUCACCACGCAGGUCGACUACAACCCCAAGGAGAAGGUGCUCUAUGCCUGGGACAACGGCCAUCAGAUGACCUACGGGCUCAGCUUCGUGGUCUGAGUGCCCGGGCGGGUCCCUCUGCACUCCUGCACCCACCCUGGCUGGGGCACCCUGACGCAGCCUGGCCCUGGCACUCCCACUCCAGCCAGGGCUGUGGCAAGAGCUCAGCUUCCCCCUCAGAACCUUCCCCAUCUGCUCUGGCCACCACCUGCCCCAUGCCCACCGUGCUGCAGGGCGUGGGGAGCCCGUCAGAGCAGCCCCCAGCAGACACCCACCCCUGUGACAACGUGGCCCCGGGGCCGUGGCAGCUCGGCCAGCGUCGCCUUCCCGGGCUCACAGAGGAGCCCAGCCCCGCAUGGCUCUGCCGCCGCUGGCACCGCCCGCCCGCCCUGCAGCAGCGCCCCGAGCGCCCCCUGCGCUGCCCCCAGCCCGGGCACCGCGUGUGCCAUCCAGCGCUGCCAGCCGUGCCAGGGCCAGGGCCAGCCCCGCGGGCCCCCCACUGCCCGGCGCCCGGAACAGGUGCCAGUCGCUAUUUUAGGAAGUGUGGUUAAGAUGCCUUUGCUUUUGCUGAUCAUGAGUUUGUUAUUUAAAUGCAUUCACUGGAGCUGUGCAAGUCCCCUUCGGCAGCAGGCGUGGAGGAGCCUGCCUGGGGUGUCCUGCCUGCACAGAAACCCACACACCUGCCCUCUCACCUGCCCUCUCACCUGCCAUUACACCUGCCCUCACUCCUGCCCUCACUCCUGCCCUCUUACCUGCCCACACCCCUGCCCGCACCCAGCACUGGCCAGGGCACCCUCGGGGCUCUCACUCCGUGUGAGGCAGAGCGAGGGGCUGUGAGCGCUUGGCUUGGUUUUGGUCAUUUUAGACAUGAGCAGUACUAAAACAUAACAGAUGUGAGAGCGGGCUGCGUGUGUUGUCGUUUGUCCUGGAGCUGGGCAGGGUGGGUGCUCACCGUCCCCAUCCCUCCCUGUCUCUGUCCCUGUCCCUGCCCCUUCUCCUGCCCCUUCUCCUGCCCCUGCCCUGCCCCGAGCCCCCACGCUGGCCAGGCGCUGUCCCCUCUCUCGGCCGUGGGUUCUCGCCACCAAAAAGGAGCCGGCCGACUUUUCCCCUCGACUGGUCCCUGCCAGGCUUUUAUCUAGCGAUCCCCAGCAAAUCCCUGUACAAACAAUACGGAUUUCUGACAUUUUUUUGUGGUAAAGUAAACUCCCAGCACAUCUCUAA